GAUAAAAUACAAUAUAGUCUGUAAUGUGCAUGUGCAUUGUGCAUAUAAAUAUUUGUAAUUCAUAAGUUAUUUAUUGAAAUUACACCUUAUUCUUACUGAACCCGUAUCAAAUUGAAAAAAUAUUAACUUUGAAAGUACUUCCGACGAUCCGUUUUCCAAAAGGUAAUUAUAUUUGCUCAAGAACAAUGUCGAUGCCACAUAGUAGUUCAAGUACAACAAGCUCAAGUACAAAGCGAAAGGAAAUCUAUAAAUAUCAGGCACCAUGGCCUCUUUACUCGAUGAACUGGUCAGUUCGCCCAGAUAAACGAUUUAGAUUGGCUCUCGGAAGUUUUGUUGAAGAGUACAAUAAUAAGGUACAAAUAAUAUCGCUUGAUGAAGAGACAAGUGAAUUUAGUGCUAAAAGCACUUUUGAUCACCCUUACCCAACUACCAAAAUCAUGUGGAUACCAGAUAGUAAGGGCGUAUACCCUGACUUGCUUGCAACAAGUGGUGAUUACCUUAGAAUCUGGCGUGCUGGUGAACCUUACACACUAUUUGAAUGUGUCCUAAACAACAACAAGAAUUCAGACUUUUGUGCUCCCCUUACUUCUUUUGACUGGAAUGAAGUAGACCCUAACCUGAUUGGAACGAGUAGUAUUGACACAACUUGUACUAUUUGGGGCCUGGAGACUGGUCAAGUCCUGGGAAGGGUCAACGAGGUGUCAGGACAUGUGAAGACACAGCUUAUUGCUCAUGAUAAGGAAGUAUAUGACAUAGCAUUUAGUCGUGCUGGUGGUGGCCGAGAUAUGUUUGCGUCCGUAGGAGCUGAUGGCUCUGUGAGAAUGUUUGACCUGCGGCAUUUAGAGCACUCAACUAUUAUAUACGAGGAUCCCCAACACACCCCACUGCUACGAUUGGCAUGGAACAAACAAGACCCUAACUACUUAGCAACUAUUGCUAUGGACGCAUGUGAGGUCAUUAUUUUGGAUGUACGGGUCCCUUGUACCCCCGUUGCCAGAUUGAACAACCAUAGAGCCUGUGUCAAUGGAAUUGCUUGGGCACCCCACAGCUCCUGUCACAUCUGCACAGCCGGUGAUGACCACCAAGCAUUGAUCUGGGAUAUUCAGCAAAUGCCAAGAGCUAUAGAGGACCCCAUUUUGGCCUACACCGCUGCUGAAGGGGAAGUAAAUCAAAUACAAUGGGGCGCAACACAACCUGACUGGAUAGCAAUAUGCUACAACCGACAUACUGAAAUACUCAGGGUAUAAGGUGGUCAAAAAAAUUCAACCCAUGCAUUAAUUAAUUUAAUUUGUUAAGAUUGAAAUCACAUAUUUAACUGUCGACUUUAUGAUUGGAAGUUAGUCAUGUGUGGAAACAUACCAGGUGUGAAUGGGUUUAUGGAUGGAUUUCAUAGAAAAUAAUUAAAAAUAGCUUGAUUUUAUAAGUAUUAAUUUAUAUUGGUUUUUGGAACUGGUCUUAUUAUGGUAAAAUUUUCAAUCAGCAUCAAAGCCAAGGUUAUAUUGAUUUUGUCCAUUUAACAGAUAAUGUCUGAAGACUCAGUAUUUCUGACUUAACUAAUAUUAAAAAAGAGUUUGUGUACUUAUGUACACGUGUUAGAAGUUAUAUUUCUUUGGCGAAUGAAAAAAAAUAACUAAAAU
Messenger RNA from Pieris rapae (cabbage white), 1637 nucleotides. RefSeq names its product DDB1- and CUL4-associated factor 7 (gene wap). Bases 186 to 1247 code for a protein of 353 amino acids. The transcript is spliced from 8 exons. The record is from RefSeq and is a predicted model, not a curated record. Lineage: Eukaryota; Metazoa; Arthropoda; Insecta; Lepidoptera; Pieridae. Gene Ontology annotation, cellular component: nucleus. Gene Ontology annotation, molecular function: protein binding.